AUGCUGGAGGCACAGGCGGUUUGUAUCACGAGUGACGGGUGGACGAGCAUAAAGAACGAGGGCUUUUAUGCUCUCACGGCUCAUUAUAUAGACAAACGUGGAGUUUUACAGGCUGUGCUGCUAGAAUGUUCCUCUUUUCACCAGCGUCACACCGCAGAAAACAUUGCCGGUUGGAUCGAAGUGGUUCUGAUACGUUUUUCGAUCCGAUAUAAAGUCACUGCGAUAGUUACUGAUAACGCUGCCAACAUGAAGGAUACUGCUACAAUUUUGAAAAUCCGGCAUCUGGGGUGCUUUGCACAUACGCUGAAUUUAAUUGUGCAGGAUGCAAUCCGUUCUACUGUAAAAAAUGUGGUGGAUAAAGCAAAAGCAACAGUCAGCUUUUUCAAAACCAGCAGUAGUUCCUUAGCAAAGCUUCAUGACAUGCAGACAAAAAUGGGAAUGAAACAACUGAAGUUGGUCCAGGAAGUUCCAACAAGGUGGAACUCCACCUACGACAUGCUGGAAAGGCUUUUAAAGACCAAAGACGCACUAAUCUCCGCUAUAGCACUUUUGGGCUCUAGUGAGAUAGUGAUUGAUGCUGCAGACUGGGUCACGAUGGAACAUGCUGUAAAGGUACUAAAACCAUUCUACGACGUGACGACCGAAAUAUCCGCCGAAGAUAAUAUCACGUUGUCGAAAACCGCUGUCCUUUCGCGACUGAUGUUGCGAUCGUUCAACGUGACAUCUGGGACGGAUACAUGUGCUGGAGGAGCUAAAGCAGUGGAAGUAACUGCCAGUGACUCGAUUUGGCAGGAGUUUGAUAAAACCGUCGAAAAGUUCCAAGCUAACAAAGAUCCGAAUGUUGCAGCAAUCAUCGAGUUAGACAAAUUUCUAGCCGAGCCGCUCCUGACAAGAACCGGAGAUCCCCUAGUAUGA
Sabethes cyaneus is the source of this 915-nucleotide messenger RNA. Its product is annotated as zinc finger BED domain-containing protein 4. NCBI's taxonomy places the organism in Eukaryota, Metazoa, Arthropoda, Insecta, Diptera, Culicidae. Bases 1 to 915 code for a protein of 304 amino acids. The record is from RefSeq and is a predicted model, not a curated record. The transcript has 2 exons.